Molecule: messenger RNA, 1143 nt
Organism: Sphenostylis stenocarpa
Lineage: Eukaryota; Viridiplantae; Streptophyta; Magnoliopsida; Fabales; Fabaceae
Source: the annotation of a GenBank genome assembly
AUGCAAACAGUACGAAGGAAAGAAAUGGAAACCUUGGAACUACUUCACAUGAACAAAGGCGUAGGCGAAACUAGCUACGCCAUGAACUCUUCCGUUCAGAAUACAAUUAUCUCUUGUGGAGAGGCAUCAACAAAGAAAGCCAUUGUGAAAAUUUUGUGCACAUGUUGGCCUGAGAGGAUGGGCAUUGCCGACAUGGGUUGUUCCUCCGGACCUAAUGCCUUAAGGGUGAUUUCGGAGAUCGUCGAUGGCGUGUACGCCACCACUCGUCUCUUGGACCGGCCACCGCCGGAGUUGGUGGUGUUUAUGAACGAUCUCUUCACAAAUGACUUCAACAACAUCUUUGCCUCAUUGCCAUCUUUCUACAGAAAGCAAAGACAAGAAAAGGGAAGUGGGUUUGGAUCAUGUUUUGUUUCAGCUGUCCCUGGCACCUUCUAUGGUAGGCUUUUUCCAACCAAGACCCUCCACUUUGUGCACUCUUCUUCCAGCCUCCACUGGCUUUCUCAGGUUCCUGGUGGAUUAGAGGAUGGUAGUGGGAGAGCAUUGAACAAAGGAAAGAUCUACAUUUCAAAGAGCAGUCCUAAGUGCGUGCAGGAUGCUUAUUCUCAGCAAUUCAAGAAUGAUUUUUCAUUGUUUUUGGCUUCUCGUUCCCAAGAAAUGGUAACUGGGGGACACAUGGUCUUGUCUUUCAUGGGCAGAACAUCCAUGGACCCAACUUCCGACCAUUGUUGCUUUCAGUGGGAACUCUUAGCUCGCUCCCUUAUGACCAUGGUUUCUGAGGGUAUUUUGGAAGAGGAAAAGGUGGAUUCUUUUGAUGCCCCAUACUACGCACCAUGCAUGGAGGAAGUGAAAAAGGAGAUUGAAAAGGAAGGGUCAUUCAUGGUGGAAGAGCACGAAGCUUAUGAAAUAGAGUGGGAUGGAGGAAUGGAAAUUGAAAGUGAUUCUCCAAAUGCUCCAUCGUUGUCAAGAGGAGAACGAGUUGCGAGGACCAUUAGGGCUGUGGUUGAGUCCAUGUUGGAAUCUCAUUUUGGCUCUCACACAAUGGAUGAGCUUUUCCGCAGGUACUCACAAAUUGUGGAAGACCAUUUAUCCAACACUAGCACCAAGUACAUCAAUUUGGUCAUUUCCCUCGUCAAGCAUGCUUGA